Molecule: messenger RNA, 1604 nt
Organism: Folsomia candida
Lineage: Eukaryota; Metazoa; Arthropoda; Collembola; Entomobryomorpha; Isotomidae
Exons: 3
Coding region: 99-1373 (424 amino acids)
Biological process (GO): cell wall macromolecule catabolic process; carbohydrate catabolic process; peptidoglycan catabolic process
Molecular function (GO): lysozyme activity
Source: RefSeq, a predicted model, not a curated record
UCUUCAAUAACUCGUAAAUUACUCGAGCGAAUGUAAAUUUAAGUUGAAGUAUAACAUAUCAAAUAUACAAAUUUUUGCAACACACGGUUACAACAACGAUGACCACUGGUGACCAAUUUUUUCGCUAUUGUGCACUUAUUUACUUCAUCCAAGCAACUCAAGCUGUUCAAAAAGUGCAAUUCUACAAUGAUUUCGAAAUAUCCUCCCCCAAUACUGACGGAUUGGACGAUUAUCUCGCCAUUGACGUCUCCCACUAUCAUGGCGUCAUAGAUUGGAGUCUCAUUCCAAAGGAUAAGGUUCAAUACUCCUUUAUCAAGGCUACCCAAGGAGCGAAAUAUGUGGAUCCUAUGUUCAUCCGGAAUUGGAAUGAGGCCGGCAAACAGGAGCUGUGGCGGGGCGUGUAUCACUUCUUUUCAGUUACGGACAGCCCUGAAUCUCAAGUCGCUAAUAUCGCGUCCACCCUAAAAAAGGUCAGCUUUAAUCCAGGCCUAACGGGUCCCUACGACAUAAUGGCGAUCGAUGUCGAAGGCGAUUCUUGCUCGGCUGAUGUGACCACAAUGUCGCAAAAUCUGCUUUCCGUAAUACAUCAACUCGAAGAAAUGUACGCAUUCCGUGUUUUUAUAUACACACGUGCAAAUUAUUGGGAUUCUUGUGUCAAUACGACGUGGUACUACGAUUGGAUGUUAAGACCGUUGUGGAUUUCGUAUUAUUCUGAUACCGCAACGAAGCCGAUUCUUCCUAAGCCUUGGGCGAAGGAUGAAUUUUGGACGUUUUGGCAGUUCACUGAGACCGGAAGUAUGCCAGGGAUUAAGGGUCAUGUCGAUCUUAGCUAUGUUAGAGGAACUGGUGGGGUUCUUAAGAAGAAGAAGGUUGUGGUGGAACCAAAUACUUCCAAUUUGAUGAAAAAACCGACUGUGCCAGUUGCCAAUAACAGCAAUUGUGACUCGGACUGUUGUAGCGGGGCGUGCUACAAGCUCCAUAUGACCGGGUAUUGUCUUAAUGACGAGUGCCGAUGUUUCACUGGACCUGGAUGUCACGACAUGGUCCCUUCGUGUGACCUGUACUGCAAGGCACUUUCCAUGGAGGAGGAAUGCGACAAUCAGGACGAGUGUGCCUGCAAAGUCCCGCUGGAGCCUUGCCUUCCCAGCGAGUGCAUCGAAGCCUGUGCCGAAUGGGGGAAGGAUCACGGCUGCUUCAUACCAGCGACCCCGGUGUGGUGCAUGGAGUAUGGACCGUUUGGCUAUUGUGGGUGUCACUGCCCCUUCCUGCCCCACAAGGCGAGGGGGAAAAGUGUCGGAGGAAAGAAGGGCAAGGGGAAAAUGAAAACGAAAUUCGGAACAACUACAUCUGGUAAACAUGAGAAUGAUGUUUAAAUACAGUGGCAAAACUUUACACUUAUUUAGUUUGCCAUGCUUGGGAAGUGUAAUUUUUUGUGGAACUUUAUCUCUUUGUGGAACUUUAUCUCUUGGAUACAAAAUCACUAAUUCUUGUCGUAAAUAUGCUGUAAACUUUAUGCCAAUGAAAUAGAAAUAAGUCAUAAUAAAUUUAUGCAUUAGAUACAACGGAUGCGAGAGAAAUGUGAAAUUCAGAAAAUUGUCCAUAUU